GAAAGAAAUUCAACGACAAGUGGUUCUCCUUGUUAUAAAUUGAAGAUGAAUUGCAGCAAUUGGAGGGGGGGAACAUCGACGGGAAUAAAGCAGCGGCUUGGCCGCUGCUAUGGCGGUGACCGGCGAGUCAGUCCGGCGUCGGGCGGCAGUAGCUCCGGGCAGAGGUUUUGGUGGUUCUUUCAAGCUCCAAUUCCUCAAUUUGUUCAUCUUCUUCAACAAUUGGGAAGCAAAUUACCAGGCCCAAGAGAAUAAAGAAGAUCACUUGGCCGGACUUAACUUGGUCGAGGAACAAAGGAUGGCCAUAGAAGUAAUGAUGAAGUCCUACGAAGAAGUCCAUGAUAACAAAGUGGUGAAGAAAUACCACGAUAACAAAGUUGGACCAUGAUACUUCCAAGUCGGUGAUGAAGUCCUACGAAGAAGGUAACCUAGUAAACCGGGUGACGGAGGAAAGCUGGCCAAGAAUUGGAAAGGCCCAUACCAGGUGAGUGCAGUAGUUCGCCCAGGCACAUACCGGUAGAAACUUUGGAAGGUGGGACAAUAGAAAGGUUUUGGAAUU
Molecule: messenger RNA, 556 nt
Organism: Cuscuta campestris
Lineage: Eukaryota; Viridiplantae; Streptophyta; Magnoliopsida; Solanales; Convolvulaceae
Source: the annotation of a GenBank genome assembly